CGUUACGAGCAGCAUUGCGGAACCUCCAACCCAGUUCGACGUGCGGGGUUUUUCGCUGAUAUCUCGUAGAAGUACGGUACAAGAGUUGUUUGCUUCGGAGAGAGAAAGAAGAGCACGUGGAUUUUCCCCCGGCGCUUGGGAGAUUCUGGAAGACAGCCCAUACCAAUAAGCAUCCACCGAAGAGAUAUAGAUUCGCUGCUAGUACCUCUUCCGAACCAUCCCGAUCGACUGCACGCAAGCAAGCAAGCAACAACAAAGGCCGAGCAGGGAAGCCCCCAGUUGGAGCCAAGAAUCGCUGCCGCAUCCAAAGGGACUUUGAGCGAUUCCAAACAGGCGUCGGCGGAAAACAAGGGGAAACCCCGGGCUCUCGGAAGCGAACAAAUCAUGUCCGACACACCAUCGACGGCUUCGUCGACGGAUCCGUCGUCGGAUCCAAUAGUGGCGGAUUAUACCCCGCUGCACGAGACGAGCGCCCCUGCCACUAGCAGUGGGAACGGCAUUGGAAACAGCCACAACGCCAACGCCAACGCCAACGCCAACAGCAACAGCAACAGCAACAGCAACAGCAACAGCAACAGCAACAACAGCAACAGCAACAGCAACAGCAACAGCAACAGCAACAGCAACAGCAACAGCAACAGCAACAGCAACAACAAUAAACAGCUUCCGUCGCCAUCGACGUCGCCGCGGUCCCUGAGGAAAUCCUAUUCGUAUUUGAACCAGAGCAAGAAACUGAUCGUCUUUGUCGCCUCUUCCAAGUACCAGUGGCCGAUAGCCGUCUUGCUGCUGGCCCCGCUGGCGGCCCUCCUGGUGUCGAUAAUACUCUUUGACGUGCAGCGGCAGGAAGAAUUCCGGAAUUCCUCUCGGCUGUGGAUCUUGAGCUGGCUCUUCAUCCUGGUCGUCAUUGUCUACAUGGCCGUCCUGCCCCGGCAGGUCGACGUCCGGUCGAACGGGACGGUCGCCAUCAAGACGUGCCUCCUGACCUUUCACAUCGACGGGAUUGCCCGGGCCCGUUUCGGCCCCGGGGCCCAUGGCUGCGGGGGCCUCCUGCGGCCCGCCAUUCGGUUCGGGACGAGCCUCGACCCGGGGGCCUGCGUGGUCCUCCUGCGGCACGGCGACAAGUGGGACGUGGUGGUCACCCCCACCGAUCCCCAGGGCUUUGGCAGGGCGGUGGAGGAGAUGCUCCGGACCAAGGAGGAGGCGGGCCGCGACGAGGCCCUGGUUUCCCUGGAGGGGGGGGCGCGGCCGGCGCCGUGAACCGGCACGGUGUUCUUCUCGGCUCCAAGGACGGGCUCCCGGGGUCCCCGCGGCUCGUUUCGGUGCGAACCGUCCCGGGGUUUUGCACCGUGUUCUACUACGAUUGUUGCAAAACCACAGUAUUGCCGUUUAAUACUAAAGAAAACCACGGUUUCAUUCUUUUUGGAAAAAAAAACACUACUUAUUG
Molecule: messenger RNA, 1444 nt
Organism: Pseudo-nitzschia multistriata
Lineage: Eukaryota; Bacillariophyta; Bacillariophyceae; Bacillariales; Bacillariaceae
Source: the annotation of a GenBank genome assembly